Tigriopus californicus is the source of this 1878-nucleotide messenger RNA. RefSeq names its product angiopoietin-related protein 3-like. NCBI's taxonomy places the organism in Eukaryota, Metazoa, Arthropoda, Copepoda, Harpacticoida, Harpacticidae. The record is from RefSeq and is a predicted model, not a curated record.
UUGCCAGUUCAAAAUGUCUUCGUUUUGUGCUAAUGGCAUCCAUAGCAAUGAUCAUCAAUAUCAUCAUUACGCCUCGUUCCUUGGACCAAGAAGGGUUAGUCGCCAGUCCAAGCGCCAUUCCACUUGCUUCAUCAAUGAGAUGUUUGUAUCCAUGACGUGCACAUCCUACAAAGUGCUGCAAUACCCCCUUCAAGUCAGUAAUCGUCAGUCAGUCCGUCAGUCAGUCAGUCAGCCAGACCGGGUUCCGUAUUUGGAAAUUGAGGGGAAAGAGCGGGUAUUCUUCGUGUUCGAGCUUUACGGCCGAGAAUGAAACAUAGAGUGGAGCGAAAAUGAUCGUUCAAACUUUAGGAUGGGGGCCAGAGGCCAAUUAUAGGCGGACGGCCGGCCAAGAAAACAAGCUCAUCGCACCCAAAAACAAGAGAUUGAAAUGGAAUCCCGCUAGGAGUGAGAGGCCUGGCAGGCGGUCUGAAAUGGACUCGGUAGCAUCUCGAGUUCUCGACCCUCGGCCAUCCCUUCUCCUUCUUCUCCUUCGUCUUCCGACUUCUUCCCUCCCUCGUUGUACUAAGUCUUGGCGAAAACUUCCCCUUCAAUUCAUAUUCAGUUGCAUGUUUGACAUUGAUGUCAAAUGAAGAAUGGUGAGGCCUCGAGUGACGUUCCAACCUUCAAUGCCCAAACUUAAGUAGUCCAGACGACUGGUCAACACAAGGAACAUUAACACCUUCUUCGUGGCACUCUAGAGAGCGGGAUUGAUAGUACUUGUACUUACGCAAGCGUCAAAGGUGCCAGGAGACACGAUCAAGUUAUCGAGAACACCUUGAAUCUUGGCCACCAGAUUGGUGAUGGCGGUUUGUUCCGAUUGGGAAGGACUCAGGUCUUGAUUCCGUUUGAGCAAUGCCUCCCCGUCAUUCUGAUCGAACGAACCUCUUCGGGGUGAUGGUGGCUCUUUCGGGUCUCCAAUUGCUCUUUGUGCCCGCUCAGGCCGUGGAAGCUCUAGCCGUGCCUUCUAUGGCCUCAUUGGAGGAGCGGAGAUCAGUUGGAUCAAUUUGGCAAGAACCACUUGAAUAAGAUCGAGAGCCGUUUGGCCGCUCUCGAGACGAGUGUGACCUCCGUGGAUGCCAAUGUCAAACAUAUUCAAGAACGGGCCCAUGUGUGGGAUACCUUCCAACAUCACGUGACGGCUUGGGCGGACCUGAUGCGGACUUUGGACAGCAAAGUGGACCAUUUGGGUCGUUCGCAGACGGAGAAGCUGACCACGACCACGGAUCAGCUCUUCAAUAUGCAAAGUAAUUGGGAUGCCGGCCUGGCCCAUGUGAAAGCGCGAUUGCAGAAAAUCGAGUCCUCCAUUGCGGCUGGUCAUGACCCUUCGGUGGCCUUCACGGCUCGAGGCAUACUCUCCACCUUGAAACGGGUGGAGAGCAAAUUGGACGCCGUAGUUCGAAAAGAAUCGAGGAUUGACUCAACCGAUGAAGGACGACCCUCGAAGACCCAUUGUCGAGAUGUCUCGGCCUCUUUGGCCGAUAUCAGUGAACGAUUAGAAUAUUUGGAAGAUCACAUUCGUGAAAGUCAAUUCCGCGAGCCCGAGUACAUCUCUGAUUAUGAGAUCGGCGGGGAAAUGUCCGAGUUGAGUGUCACCUCGCCCACGUUGGACAAUCAGAUUAUGCGGGCCAUGCGCCGCAUGACCGUACCUUUAAAGCGCAUACAUAAGCGGCUACGCACUUUAGACACCAUGGAACACAAAUUCGAGGGGAUCCUGGCGCAAAUGGACCAGAGCAUCGAUGGUGCCACCCACGAUAUAGAAGGAAAGUUCAACGACUUCUUCAACAUGACCAUGGAGAUGUUCGAGCACCAACAUCUACAAGUUGAGAAGCAAGGAUUGAA